Ictidomys tridecemlineatus (thirteen-lined ground squirrel) is the source of this 2580-nucleotide messenger RNA. The record is from RefSeq and is a predicted model, not a curated record. NCBI's taxonomy places the organism in Eukaryota, Metazoa, Chordata, Mammalia, Rodentia, Sciuridae.
UUUAAGAGCCACAAGAACUGGCAGGAGAGGCGCACGGCCCGGUGCUGGUAGCGCGCUGACCCCGAAGGGGAUUUAGCGGGAAGGGAGCGGCCGGGCUCCGGGGGGCUUUGUCCGGGGGCGCCCAGAGAGGCCGAGGCACAAGAAUAAGGAGUGGCUGCGGCAUGAAAGGCCGCGAAGAGCGGCGGCGCUGCUGCUCUUGACUUCUGAGCAGGGUUUAGAAAGCCUGCCCCGGCUUAAGUCGAGCUGCCCGUGCUGAACCCUGAGCGCCUAGUCCGAGGGCCAGUCCUGGGAUGAGGGAGUGCUGAAGUGGCGGGGCACCUGACAAAGUCGCUCUUGGCUCUACAGCCUCGCGAUUCUAGCGCAGAGAGCUGCGACCCAAGCGCAGAGCUGCGACCUUAGCGCAAAGCUGCGAGUCUGACAGGCCGAAACUGGAAUAGUCAGAAAGAUUUUUUCUCCCAACUUGGGGUUUGCUUUGUGUUUCUACUUCGCAUAACUCCGGAGCAAGCCAACCCAAAUGCAUUCUCAACAGGUGGCCAGAUGAGGGAUCCGACCCUGGGGAGCCCGCGCCAGCCAUACAAAGGCCCGCAGAAGAGCGUCUCGGCAGCCUGGGGAAGAGACCACAUGACACUCAGAGAAAUGAAUAAGGGGCCAUCACUCUCAGACCCAAAGUAUAACUUUCACUCCCCAUAGCUGAGCUCUGGAACACAAAGGAACGAACUCCUCUGCCUUCAGCCCUCCCAAAAUAAACUGGCCAGUGUUACCCUCAGCUUCCUCAGCAGAAACCCGCUGCCUAGAUGAAACUAACCAUUUCCGUUGCCCGGGGCAAAAGGCUGAACACCAUUUGUCGACGCGCUACAGAGGUACAGAGGCCAUCUCACCUCCAAAGGUGUCUUCACUCCCCGAGGGCCCGGGCUCCCCGCCGCAGCCCAACACUGGGCCCGCGCGCCGAGAGGAGGUACUCCGACGGCAAAAAUCCCAUACAUUUUUAACUACAGUGAUUACUAAAUUAAUAGCAGGCACUAAGACAGAUGUCAAAACGUCUUGAAAAUGUUUAUCUGUGAAUAAUUGAGAAGGUGGUGGGACGCAUUAUCUGAUUGUGUAAUGAAAUAUGUAUGAGGAACAGCUGUUUGCCACAGUCCCCUCCCGCUGCCGCCUCAGCCAGGGCCCUCCUCUGGCAAGCAGGAGUUUGGGCGAAGUUGGUCGCCCACUUUCGUCCACUUGGGAGCCCGCUCGCCCUCUCUCCGGCUGCGGUACAGCUGUGGCUCCAGCGCGCCCCAGUCGACCAGUUUCCUGACACAGGACAUCAGCAUGGCGUCUCCCUUCAGCCUCUCUCUGGUGGCUCUGGAGGUGGGGUGAGGCGUAACCAUCCGCCACGCUGUCCCUCGAGCCUUCGGGGAGGGCGGUGGGCUCUGCCUGCAGGGACCCAGGAGGGCCCGCGCCCGGGAGGCAGCGGCGCCCGGAGCCCUCGGCUCACCCCGCGUGCGCCGCUAGAGCGGUGCGGCCUGCUCCGAGGCGAGGCCCGGGAGCGUCGCGGCUCAGCGGGGCGGGCCCGGGGUCACCGAGGGGUGACGGGGCUCCCGAGAGGGCUUUGUUCGGCGCUUUUGCCACACUGCGCACUUCCUUCCAGCCCCCUCCCCAAGCCUCCCCGCCUCGGCCCUGUUUGUUUUUCCAGCCCCGCUCCCUCCACCCGACACGCAAACAGCCCUCGGGGCUGCGUCAGCGGCUGGAGGCCGUGGCCCAGGGCAGGCCGAAGUCCAGCUGGGGCCAGCGCGGCGAGUUCUGGCCCCUCAGGAAACACAACCAAGGGAGAGGGGGCUCUGGGGCCUUCCGGGAGCGAGAGGGGCAAGCGGCAACCGGGCAGGGGAGGUGGCCGGAUGGGCGCAUGGCCUCCGCCGGGUGCGAAAGCCCAACUCUUGGGCUCCGAAGGGCUCGGGCGGUCUGCGCUGGGCCCAUCCCGGAGGGGACCUGGAGGACUCUAUGAGGGACCACAUCAGGCCUGGGCCUUGAAUGCGAUGCCAGCCACAAGGAUAAACCCAGUGACCCCUGUGUGGGCGUGCUGAUCUCUUCGCCGCACUCGGGGGCUUCGCGGAGCUGGAGAACUGUGUCCUGGUGCCGCGCUUCCUGCGGCCCCCAGCCGGACCACAGGCCUGCCUGCAUCCUUCGACUGUGCGGCCUGCUGGACCCUGGGCUUCACCAGUCCCGCGGCCCAUCUCUAGUCCCUGGCGCUCAAGAAGCUUCGUCCCUAAACUCGGGCUUAGGGAUUGACCCUUCCAGCGCCGUUGCCCCUGACCGCUACCGAGCUGAGGCCGGGCGGUGAGCCCAGGAACAGAGUCCGGCGCCGCGGCGCCCCAACGCCCAGCGCCUUCCAGGUCUCCCUCGGCUGACUUGCAGUCGAGAUGCGCUAGGGUGUUAUUUCUCUAGCGUCUCUCCUUUUACCUAAUCCCUUAUGCUUUUAUUCUAAUCCUACACAUUACAGUUAAUCUGUAAUGAUACCGCUUCGGAGGAACCUGUUGCAUACGAGGCACGGUAAUUUGUAACCUUGGAAACAGUUUUAAAUAAAGAUUAUAACAGCGAUGUCAA